Messenger RNA from Macrosiphum euphorbiae (potato aphid), 321 nucleotides. The record is from the annotation of a GenBank genome assembly. NCBI's taxonomy places the organism in Eukaryota, Metazoa, Arthropoda, Insecta, Hemiptera, Aphididae.
AUGGGUCGUACUAACUGCGGAAUCAGUACGGAAUUUCUACAACGCGAUCAACCCACAACAUGCUGCCCCAAAUGCAACAACCUUUUCCACUCUUCCUGUAUCAAUGAUACUUCAAAUAAUUCACAAUGGAUCUGUAACGAUUGUACUUCCCUCCCCAGUCAAACAAGUACCGACGACAAGUUUAACCUCAUUUUGCAAGAAUUAAAAUCUAUCAAGUCUAACAAAUCCAAAUCAGAUGAAGCUCUGAAGGUUAUCUCUUCCUCGGUUAAAGCGUUAAACGAUAGAGUUUCGGGGCAAGUUCAAACUAUAUAUAUGUUUUAA